GACAGCUCCACCACGGAUGGGAAAUAUAAUCGUACAGUCGACAGUUUGACGGACGACGAGUGGGACGAGAUCCGCGUCAUGGCUGAGGUCUUGUAGAUCUUCUAUGAAAAUUCGAAUUCGCUGGAAGGCAACGCCUCUGCCAACGGUUUCGGCUCACUGUGGCAGACAGUGGUCAAUAUACAAGAAAUAUGUGCAUUUCUCAGCGGCAGCGACGAGCGGAGCGUCUAUCAAAUCGAGAGCUUCUAGCAGAGGGAUUAUAUGGUCUCUGGCGUAAAUCUCGCCCUCGAAAAGUUGAUCACAUAUUUCACAAAGCUGAUGUUGCCAGACGACCAUACACCGAGCCUCUAUUGCGUGGCGACGGCCAUACGCCCCAGCGUACGCCUCUCAUGGUUCAAGACUCAGUGGAAGGCUCACCCCGUAUGGCAUAAAGCAGCGGAGAAAUCGAUUCGGGACGUAUAUAAACAAUAUUUGGCGGCCGAGAAACUCGACGACGGCGACCUCGACGAGCUCCCGGAGGUCCCGCGCACGCGCAAGGUGCCUGGUGCGUAUGCCAGCGACGAGCGGAGACUCCGCACAAUGCUCGUGGACGACCACCUUCUCACGGGCAAGAAGGGACACAAGCGCCAGAAACUAACGAGCAUGUAUCUGCGCUUUACCAUGAUUGUCGACGUAUAUAUAAGGAAAGUAUCUCGUUACACUGUGUGCCUCGUGACGUCGUGCAGGACCUUAGGCAUCGUUUCCGCUUGUAACGGGCGGACGCCAACAGGUUCCGAGCACAGCCUUUAGCCACAAUCGGAUUGCACCUUGGGGGAGGGACCCAAGCUGCGAAGUCUAACUUAUAUUCAUCACCUUUUCCGCAAUUAAUCAUGUCCCAAAAGUUAGCCCUGGCUUGACUGCGGCUGAACAGUUUUGCCUGGACUUCGGAAGUCUCGGAGGAAGGUCCUGUUCAGAGACACAAUGGUCCUGCAAAGUAGGAGCAAUUCUAGUGUAGAGUUGCACUCAUUCGGAGUUCCGCCGUCUUCUUUAUUUCGUGGGCUGAGUCAACGAGCGACG
This is a messenger RNA of Paraphaeosphaeria sporulosa, 1053 nucleotides long. RefSeq lists its product as uncharacterized. The record is from RefSeq and is a predicted model, not a curated record. The transcript is spliced from 2 exons. The coding region runs from base 259 to 786 and encodes 175 amino acids. NCBI's taxonomy places the organism in Eukaryota, Fungi, Ascomycota, Dothideomycetes, Pleosporales, Didymosphaeriaceae.